GGUAUAUAUUCCGUACAAUGACGAGGUAUGUUCGGACACAGUCAAUGGAAGGUACGCAGGCCGAUCCGGUGGGGGAAUGGAGCUCACCGGGAGGUGAAACGGGGCUCGAAGAGCCUAUGUGGCAGUUGGGGUUGGGUACUGGAGCUGAAUCAUACCCUGAACGGCCCGACGAGGCCGAUUGUAUCUAUUAUUUGAGGACUGGGUUUUGUGGGUAUGGUGCAAGGUGUCGGUUCAAUCAUCCCCGGAACCGUACUGCGGCUGUGGGAUCUAUGAGGGCUACUGGAGGGGAGUUGCCCGAACGAGUGGGCCAACCUGUGUGCCAGUACUUUAUGAGGACGGGAAUGUGUAAAUUUGGUGCUUCCUGCAAAUAUGACCAUCCAAGACAAGGAGCUGGAUCUAUAAACCCAGUGGCACUAAAUAUUUCUGGAUACCCAUUGCGACUGGGCGAAAAAGAGUGUUCAUACUACGUAAAAACGGGGCAGUGCAAGUUUGGUGCAACGUGUAAAUUUCAUCAUCCACAGCCAGCUGGCAUACAAGUGCCGGCACCUGCAGCUGGACCUUUGCCUGCACCAGCACUUUAUCCACCAAUGCAGUCUCAUUCUGUUCCAUCUUCUCAACAGUAUGGGGUGAUGACUGGCAACUGGCCCGUUGCGAGGCAUACUAUGCUUCAAGGAUCUUAUGUCCCUGGCACUUAUAGUCCGGUGCUGCUCUCCCCAGGGAUGGUUCCCUUUGCGGGUUGGAGUCCUUACACGGCACCUGUUAGUCCAUUAGCCUCUCCUAGUACUCAGCCAACCAUUGGAGCAGGCCAGAUGUAUGGGAUAACACAACUAUCUCCUUCGGCACCCGCCUAUUCAGGACCUUAUCUAUCCAUACCUUCUAUUGCUGGUCCUUCAAGCCGUAGCCAGAAGGAACAGUCAUUUCCUGAAAGACCUGGCCAACCUGAAUGUCAAUAUUACAUGAGAACGGGGGAUUGUAAAUUUGGAUCUUCAUGUAGAUAUCAUCAUCCACCAGAAUGGAGUGCACCGAAACCAAAUUUUGUCCUUAGCCCCAUGGGUCUUCCUCUACGUCCGGUAAGCUUCUCAUCAUAUACAUAUUGA
Ilex paraguariensis (yerba mate) is the source of this 1097-nucleotide messenger RNA. Lineage: Eukaryota; Viridiplantae; Streptophyta; Magnoliopsida; Aquifoliales; Aquifoliaceae. The record is from the annotation of a GenBank genome assembly.